Molecule: messenger RNA, 2179 nt
Organism: Annulohypoxylon truncatum
Lineage: Eukaryota; Fungi; Ascomycota; Sordariomycetes; Xylariales; Hypoxylaceae
Exons: 2
Coding region: 129-2051 (640 amino acids)
Biological process (GO): regulation of transcription by RNA polymerase II
Cellular component (GO): nucleus
Molecular function (GO): DNA-binding transcription factor activity, RNA polymerase II-specific; RNA polymerase II cis-regulatory region sequence-specific DNA binding
Source: RefSeq, a predicted model, not a curated record
CAUCGGCUUCUUUCUAAUCUGUGCUACUCCUACCGCUCUUACCACGCUUCGCUUUAUCUCAAGGGCGAAUCUCGAACUUCUGCUCUUGGCCAUCGCACGGCAUUCGAUCAGGAAGAAAAAUUGAUGAGAUGGAGAAGACCGACCCGCCAUCCCCAGCGCCGUCUAACAGCAAUGCACAUCCCUCUGCCACCGCCGACGAUGUGCUCCAGAGCCAAUUCCAGCAGCUCAUCCAACAUAAUGCAUCAACGGCACCUGUCGAUGUGGACAGCCAUAUAAGUUCACAUCCGCAUUCGCGGUACUCUAGUCCGGCACCGCAGCAGCAGCAGCAGCAGAUGGUCAUGCCAAUGUAUGACCACGGCUCUCCCUACUCAAGCGCCCCUCCGGCCUCUACAUAUAGCAGCGGUUACCAUCAACAGAGUUACCAGAUGGAGCCAAGCCCGUAUCCGCAAUUACCUGAUACAGGUUCAUCAAUGACUCCUCACAAUGCCUAUAGCACUCCUGCGACAUCACCGCCGACACCAAUGCAAUCAGACGGCAUAAUGACUCGAAGUGGAAGAGCUAUUAGCCGUGUGCACGGCAGCACACCAGUGCUUGGCCCGCGACCAUCGCGAGUCGUAAAACGAUCGCCAAAGCCAGAAUCUGAGGCGAGUGUAAAAUCAGGCGCAGGCGCCAAGGCGAAAAAGAAGAGAAGGGGAAAGGGAGUAGGGGACGAACCGGCCGUGGUGCUAGAAGCGCCACUGAGUGUGCUGGUGAAGGAUAUUAGCACGGUGCAGGACACCAAUAUCGAGGAGUACGUGAACAGAUUACCGGAGGUGCGGCAGGCCGAAGUUCGAGACUCGAAGGAAGGCAAAAUAAAGCGACCGAUGAAUGCUUUUAUGUUGUACCGAAAAGCCUACCAGAACCGCACCAAGGAAUGGAAGAAACACGACAAUCACCAGGUCAUCUCUCAAGUCUGCGGCACGAGCUGGAACAUGGAGUCGCAGGAAUUGCGUGACCAGUAUGACGGCUGGGCCAAGAUCGAGCGCGCCAACCACAAGCUUGCCUUCCCUGACUACAAGUUCGCGCCCGCUAAGGCGAAGAACAAGAAAAACGUCGUUACUACAACCAGGGGCGCUACUGGCGACUCGGAUGACGACGGUUCCGACCUGGAGGGGUAUGAGUGGGACAUUAGUGCGCCGCCGUCGCGAAACGCGUCGAGGGCCGCGAGACCCAUGUACGACCCAGACGCGGAGUACCGGCCGCCAGGGAUGCGAGCGGCGUACCCGACGUAUCACCAAUCACCGGUAGCACACCACAGGGGACUCCAAUACCCAGCACACCAAUCCUCAUUCCAGUACUCGAACCCGGGCAAGCCGCGGCCAUCCGACUACGGGGCCGGGCUGGGCCAGAAUCAGUACUACCAGCAGACGAGCGAGUUCAGGCCGAGUUACGGCCAUCCCAUGGCGGCGUAUGGCGGCGGCCCGAUGCAGGGUCAGAUGCAUUCGUUCGUCGAGAAUGUAUUCAUGAACAAGGCGAACUCGCCCGCGGGAUCUUACCACAACCCAUCACCGGUCGAUCAAUACGGCGAGUUUAUGGGGUCCGCGUACCCGCCACCGCCGCAGCACCCAGCCCAACACCAGGUCGCCAUGCCGCAUCCGCGCGCGCUCUCGCGCGUGAACGAGCACCAGAUAGACCCUUCGCUCAUGGGACACCAAGGCGGCGCGCACCAAUACGAUGCCCUAGGGAUCUUGGGACUAGGGGAUCAUAACGAUGGCGGGGUGCAGUACUCGCUCGACCACGGGGCGCUAGGUGGACACGCCGGCUCAAGCUCCGCCGUCAUCGACGACAGCGUCAACCAUCACAGUCAGCAGCAGUUCGAGCAGGCGUUCCACCAGCAGUCGAACGUCGACGCGGGCGCCGAGACCUCGUGGCACGACGAGCCGUCCAUGCACUUAUCGUCGCUGCACGACGUGUCGUCGAAGAUGGACAGCGGCGAGUGGGAGACGACGUUAGAGGGCACGGAUUUCGAUAUCGACGGGAUCCUAGGCACGACCGAUAGCCCCGGGGGAUAGAUCUUGAGGAAUCAGUAAUAAGGAGAAUAGGAUAGAAGAGAGGGUGGGCGGUAUAUUGAUUUAAGGGAAUUGGAUGGCAAUAUUAAGGUCCAACAUACCUUUUUGUAUUUAAGUUUGUGAUGAUGCUU